This is a messenger RNA of Dunckerocampus dactyliophorus (ringed pipefish), 1239 nucleotides long. It is a transcript of the gene slc25a40, whose product is annotated as solute carrier family 25 member 40. The record is from RefSeq and is a predicted model, not a curated record. The transcript is spliced from 11 exons. Gene Ontology annotation, biological process: mitochondrial transmembrane transport. Bases 47 to 1090 code for a protein of 347 amino acids. Lineage: Eukaryota; Metazoa; Chordata; Actinopteri; Syngnathiformes; Syngnathidae.
UGAAACAUUCCGUCAUGCAAUAUCCGUGACUAUCAAGACCUGAGACAUGAGCGGUCCGUCCUCUAAAGCCAAAGAUGAUGGCAUUACUCCCAUCCAACAGAUGGCGGCGUCCUGCUCCGGAGCUUUGCUCACGUCUCUAUUUGUCACACCUUUGGAUGUUGUAAAAAUCAGACUUCAAGCACAGAAAAAUCCCUUCCCCAAAGGCAAAUGCUUCGUCUACUGCAAUGGACUGAUGGACCACAUAUGUGUGUGUGAGAAUGGCAACAAUAAGGCCUGGUACAAAAUGUCAGGCCACUUUAAUGGCACAGCGGACGCCUUUGUUAGGAUAGUACGCAAUGAAGGAAUCAGGUCAUUGUGGAGUGGUCUACCUCCAACGCUUGUGAUGGCAGUGCCCGCGACCGUCAUCUAUUUCACCAGCUAUGACCAGCUGUGCACAAAGCUCAGGGUCAAGAUGGGCGACCACGCACAGUUCGCGCCAAUGGUGUCUGGAGCUGUCGCUAGAGUGGGCGCGGCCUCUGUGAUCAGCCCCCUCGAGCUGAUGCGCACCAAGCUCCAGUCCCAGAAACAGUCGUACCACCAGCUGGCCGCCUGCGUUCGCACGGCGGUGGAGGCGGACGGCUGGCUGUCCCUGUGGCGAGGCCUGGGGCCCACUCUGCUCCGAGACGUACCCUUCUCCGCCAUGUACUGGUACAACUACGAGAGGGGCAAGAAGUGGCUGUGCAAGCGCUACAACACCAGAGAGCCCACGUUCACCAUGACCUUCAUAUCGGGCGCUACGUCUGGCUCUUUUGCCUCCAUAGUGACGUUACCAUUUGACGUGGUCAAAACCAGACGGCAGGUGGAACUUGGGGAGCUGCAAGCGAUGAAUUUAUCACACCAGGCCUCCUCCACCUUCAGUGUGAUGAAGAGGAUUGUGGCACAACAUGGCGUCACAGGCUUGUUUGCGGGUUUCCUCCCUCGCCUCAUCAAAGUGGCGCCGGCCUGCGCCAUCAUGAUCAGCACCUACGAGUUCGGGAAGGCUUUUUUCCGCAAGCACAACCAGGAACGGACACUUGGACCUCUGCAGACCAUUCUUACUACCAAGAGAUGAUAGUUUCUGAUGCCAACAACUGAAGGAUGAGAUGAAAAAGCUGAACAGUGUAAAACCUGAUAUUGUAUAUUUUCAUGCACUUUUUUUUUCUUCAAAUUAUGUUUAUUCAAAAAAGCCAAAAUGAGUCCAAUAAAACAUAGUUUGUCUGA